Cynara cardunculus var. scolymus (artichoke) is the source of this 1496-nucleotide messenger RNA. RefSeq names its product nodulation protein H-like. The coding region runs from base 1 to 990 and encodes 329 amino acids. The transcript is spliced from 6 exons. Lineage: Eukaryota; Viridiplantae; Streptophyta; Magnoliopsida; Asterales; Asteraceae. Gene Ontology annotation, molecular function: sulfotransferase activity. The record is from RefSeq and is a predicted model, not a curated record.
AUGACAGGAACCGACGAGGCGACGACUUGGGGAGACGAAGGGGUUGUGGAAAGGGCGACCGACGACACCGGCGCCGGAGAAGAUGGGGGAGGCGAUAACUUGGGGAGACGACUUGGGGAGACGAUGGGAAGGGUAUUCAUGGAAGAAAUGGGUAUACUUGUGCUGAAACCUCGAAAAAAAUGCUUGAAGAUACUGAGAGCGUUGAUAUUAGUAUGUACAAUGGUAUAUGUAUGUGCUAGAAUUCCUAUGCAUUUGUUUGUGAUUGUUUCGAUGCAAAGAUCAGGAAGCGGAUGGUUCGAAACUCUAUUGAAUAGUCAUAUGAAUGUAAGUUCGAAUGGUGAGAUCUUCGGGCAAUUAAACAGGAGACAAAAUGUUUCAUCGAUCAUAGAGACCCUUGAUAGCGUCUACAAUUUGGAGUUGCUUACUAGUUCGUCUAAGAAUCAGUGUUCUGCUGCAAUCGGCUUCAAAUGGAUGCUAAAUCAGGGGUUGAUGCAACACCCAAACGAGAUUGUUGACUACUUCGCUAAGAGGGGUGUUUCGGUCAUUUUCUUUCUGAGAAGAAAUAUGCUGCGGAGAUUGGUUUCGAUCCUUGCGAAUUCGUACGAUAAAGAUGCCAAGCUUCUAAAUGGCGUCCACGUAUCUCAUGUACACUCUCACCAAGAGGCUUUGACGCUUUCGAGAUACAAACCCACGAUCAAUAUAACGUCAUUGGAAUCGGAUUUGGGUGAAAUGGAAUCAACAGUCAUGAAGGCGCUCGACUACUUCAAUAGUACGAGGCACAUCAUAGUCUAUUACGAAGAUCUCAUCAAGAACCCUUCUUCUAAAUUGAUACAAGUGGAAGAGUUUCUAAAGGUUGGGCGGAUGAAAUUAAGUAGCCAGCAAGUGAAGAUACACAAAGGAGCAUUAUCGGAACACAUCAACAACUGGGACGAUGUCAACAAGACUCUGAGUGGAACAAUGUACGAGAGAUUUCUUCGAGCCGAGUACUGAUUGAUCGACUCGUACUCGAUCUACGUAUCGUUCCAAAAUACAAGGGUUGUUAUUGGUUUGGAUGACUAAAUAUGUAUGUUUAGAGUUGUAAAUGGCGAUGCAUAGGCUUUUCCUUAGUCUAAGUGAUGAUUGAUUUUAAUUUAGUUAGUUAAUUAUCAAUUUUGGUUUAGUUUUUGGGGAAAAAAGUGAUUACUGACAAACCUAUCUGGACCCAUGCAGAACCUGCCUCCAAGGACAUUAGUGUGAGGUGGUAUAUUUUUUGGCUUAUUCGGCAGCUGAGGUUAGCGAAGGGAUGAGGGAUCAAACCUGAGACUUGUCUUGUAAUUUAUAUUUAGUGAAGUUAAAUUGGAACUAAACAACAUGAUGGGGAAAAGUUUCAAUCAAACACAACCCAUUAAAAAGUAUAAUCUAAUCCACAAACUCUUGCAAAUUGGGUUAGUUUGGGUUGAAAUAGACGGUCCGAGGGUUAAUAUUUGUUAGUUAAUACAUAAAUCUUUCUAUUUUCA